This is a messenger RNA of Prorocentrum cordatum, 208 nucleotides long. The record is from the annotation of a GenBank genome assembly. Lineage: Eukaryota; Dinophyceae; Prorocentrales; Prorocentraceae.
GUGGCCCACUCCGCCGCCGCCCUCGCCGCGCAUGCGCUUCAAGGACAUCGCGCGUCGCAUCCAGGGCGGCGUGUCGUGCGCCGAGGAGCUCCGACCGCGCCGGGCGGGCCCGAGCCCCACCAGCGCGAGGUCCAGCUGCCGAGGCGGAGGAGCCGCCGGCGCGGCCGGCGGCGGUGCGGGUUCGGGCGCGCCGGCGGACCGCCUCGAG